This is a messenger RNA of Myxocyprinus asiaticus (Chinese sucker), 1114 nucleotides long. RefSeq names its product anaphase promoting complex subunit 15 (gene anapc15). Gene Ontology annotation, biological process: regulation of mitotic cell cycle spindle assembly checkpoint. Gene Ontology annotation, cellular component: anaphase-promoting complex. Lineage: Eukaryota; Metazoa; Chordata; Actinopteri; Cypriniformes; Catostomidae. The transcript has 5 exons. The record is from RefSeq and is a predicted model, not a curated record. Bases 157 to 501 code for a protein of 114 amino acids.
UACGUCCGUUGACCGUUGGGCGCUCAGAGCUUCUAGGUUGAGCGUUCCAAUUUCUCCCAUUCCUUUAAAUAGAAGUGGUGCGUCUCUGCUAAAUCAUCUCUGGCACCAACUUCCGCCGUGUGCUUACAUUUGAAAAUUCUGCACACAUUUGCAGAAAUGUCCACACUCUUCCCGUCUCUGUUUCCGCGUGUUACCGAGUCUCUGUGGUUUAAUCUGGAUCGUCCGUGUGUGGAUGAAACUGAGCUACACCAGCAGGAGCAGCAGCACCAGACAUGGUUGCAGAAUAUCGCAGAGAAGGACAAUAACCUGAUGCCCAUCGGACGGCCCAUCUUUGAGACCUUUGAUGAGGAAGAGGAGGAAGAUGAUGAAGAUGAGGAGGACAGUGAGGAAGACUCAGAGGACGAUGAAGACAUGCAGGACAUGGACGACAUGAACAUCUAUAACGAGUUUCCUGACGAUGGAGAAAUCAAUGAGGUGAAUGAUGUGAGUGUCACUCACUGACAGGUCGACAUGGAAGGAGCCGAUCAAGACCAGGACCAGUGGAUGAUCUAGACCUCAUCAAUCCAUCAUCAAAAGUCUGUUUGUUUUGUUGUUGUUGUUGUUGUUGUUGUUGUCAGAAGCAUGAAGAUGGACUAGACAGUGUUUGUGACAGAAAGAGAAACAGCUGCCACCGUUUGACUUCUGUGUGCUAGAAAACACAGUGCGCAACUGAAAUAAACUGUAUAUGUGUCAUUGCAUUUUCAGGUCUGGCCAGAAGAAACACACACACACACAUAUUCAUUUCAUAUUCACAGACUAUAGGAGGAGUGUUAUGAAGCGUUAUGCAUUUAGAGGCCAGCGAUCUUCGCACGUUGUAAUGCACAUUAUCUUUCCUGGUAAAAUCAUCCUGGGAAAUGGAUUAUAACUGACUUACCCCGCAGUGAAAAUACAUCACCCGUCACUGGAAUUAGAGCAUCGAUAAGAAACGUCUGUUAAAUGACAAGUAACAACGGGAACUUCAGGUUAAACUUUGUGCCUCAAUGACUGUUUAAUGUAUUUGUGCUGUUUGUAUCAUAAUUCUUUUUACUUGUUUGGAUUAAUUAUAAUUGUAAAUAAACAAAUUUAUAGUCAGUUA